Molecule: messenger RNA, 774 nt
Organism: Helobdella robusta
Lineage: Eukaryota; Metazoa; Annelida; Clitellata; Rhynchobdellida; Glossiphoniidae
Exons: 3
Coding region: 1-774 (257 amino acids)
Molecular function (GO): nucleic acid binding; zinc ion binding
Source: RefSeq, a predicted model, not a curated record
AUGAGCAGUUCGAAUGCGGGCGGUUGUGGACGUGAACUCUGCGGAUGCGAGUGGUUGCGGACGUUAACUCUGCGGAUGCGGGAGACGAGAGAUCAAAUUGAUGCAAAACUUAAACAACAAUCAGUAGAAAUAAAACAGACAAGUGAUUUAAUUGAUGCAAAAAUUGAACGGAUGAGUGGUCAAAUUAAUGCCAAAAUCGAACAGCAGUCUGGGCUCGAACAGAAGUUAUCUUGCAAAGUGGAUAAAUUUAAACAAGAACUGGAAGAAACUAAGUGGUGGCGAUACGAGAUCCUGGUUAAUGCGUUAAAUUUACGUUACGGUGAAGAGCACAUGAAGCAAAUAUAUCGGUCCGAGUUACAAAACCGGAUGCAGCAACAUGGAGAGUCAAUACAGCUGCUGGCACAGGAUAUUGAACAAUUGACUCUGCUAUCAUAUCCUACGUACGACCCACAACACAGAAAAGAAACUGCAUUGGAAACUUUUGUAAAGGCUGUUCGAGAUUUAGAUCUUAGACAGACCCUUAUACUAGUCGAUAAACGCAACUUCAAAGACGCCGUUGCCUACAGUUUACAGUCAGCAAAGCAAGCUUUAAAGACUGACGUAAAACUGCGCCAAAUUUGUGAAGAAUGUUCGUGUCAAAAGUUGAUUCUAGAACAGAAGGGUCAGGAUUAUGGUGCGCCAAAAUGCUGGAAUUGUGAAGAAAAAGGACAUCUACGACCAGAUUGUAAACAACGCCCUAGAAACAAUUACUGUCGUCAUUGUGCAGCAACUUAG